Messenger RNA from Purpureocillium lilacinum, 2928 nucleotides. RefSeq lists its product as uncharacterized. Gene Ontology annotation, molecular function: protein dimerization activity. The record is from RefSeq and is a predicted model, not a curated record. Gene Ontology annotation, biological process: SREBP signaling pathway; positive regulation of transcription by RNA polymerase II. NCBI's taxonomy places the organism in Eukaryota, Fungi, Ascomycota, Sordariomycetes, Hypocreales, Ophiocordycipitaceae.
AUGGCAGACGAGGACUCCACGGGCCGCUUCGGGCUCGAUGAGCCCGUCUUUGGCUUCAUGGGCGAUGCCACGGCCGGCCCCGACACCAACUCAGAUUCCACCAACGCCCAAACCGACGCCGGCACCCAGCCCUUCUUUGGCACCUCCUCCACGUGGGACUUCCAAGUCACCCCUCCCUUCGACACUUUCGACGUCACCUCUGCCGGCACCGCCGCUCCGAUCCAGGCUUCCGCCCUGCCUACAACCUGGCCGCUACAGACCUACGACCAGCCCCAGGCUUUCUCGCAGCCCCAACCCCUGUCGAACUCGUCCCCUUCCUUCGACGGCUUCCCGCCGCCCAGCAACUUGACACCGACACCUGUGUAUGCCCCGCAAGGCAAGAUUCCUGCCACCACGCAUGCGCAGGCCCGUUCCUUGACUGCCAUGUCGCAUGAGGAGCUUCGACACAUUGCCAUGCCCCCUCACCUCCAGUACAACUCACCAAAGAGCGCCUCUAGCCCCGAGUCGGCUAGGAGCGACCUCAAGCACGGAGCGAGCUCCUCGCCGGAAGUGACCGGCCAGCUAGGCAGGACAGACACGAGGAAGCGCAAGAUGUCCGACGACCUGGACGACGAUGACGACAUGGACGAGGAGGAGAAACCGGUCAAGAAGACGGCGCACAACAUGAUUGAGAAGCGCUACCGCACCAACAUCAAUGACAAGAUUGCGGCGCUGCGCGACAGUGUCCCGAGUCUGAGAAUCAUGUCCAAGAGCGCCAGAGGCGAGGACACGACCGAGGACCGCGAAGAACUGCAUGGUCUGACGCCUGCCCACAAGCUCAACAAGGCCACGGUGCUGAGCAAGGCGACUGAGUACAUUCGCCAUCUCGAAAAGAGGAAUAGCCGGCUCUUGGACGAGAACACGGCCAUGAAGGAAAGGAUAGCCGCGUUUGAGAAACUAUUCAUGGCCGGCGCCAUGAACGGCUCCAUGAGCCCGAUGCAGCACCCACCGACACCGAUGCAGUACCCGCAGGACGGUCGGCAGCAAUAUUCAAACUCUCCCAUGGGCACGCCCCAGGACGGAGGCGCCAACCCAGCGGGCAUGAUCAAUGUGCCAGAUGAUAUGAAGCGCAUCAUCUCCGCCCAGAUGGCAGUGGGUCAACCGUAUCCCGUGCCUCAGCAGCCGUUCCGCCCUGGAAACCCCGCCGUCUUGCGGCAGCAACAAAUCCAGCAGCAGCAGCAGCAAAUGCAGCAGAACGGAUGGAUCAACAACGCGAACCCGUAUUUCGGCAAGCUCAUGGUCGGAUCUCUUGCGGGUCUCAUGAUCCUCGAGGCCGUCCGGGAGAACGAAAUGAGCAAUGAGCGGCCCGAAGGCCGAGGGCUUUCCGCCUUGCCGAUUGAGCUGCUCGGCCAGCUGUCAACGACGCUCGAUCUGCGCAUCAUGGGAUACCAUGUGCACACGUCGCUCAAGCUGCUGCUAUUUCUCUGCAUCGCGCUUUGGGUUUUCGUGCCCUCUCUCUUCGCCACCCCGCCGGACAAGCUCAAGAAGCAGCAAGCUGCAGCGCUCGAGCGGGCACCGUCGUUGGCAUCGUCGAUUGAUGUGCGCCGCCAGGCCUGGCUCACUGCUAUCCAGACAGUCUGGGUACCUCGACACAACUUUUUCCUGGAAGCGGCUGCUCUCAUGCUCAAGACUGUGAAGCUUAGCCUGCGCAACACCAUCGGUGUUCAUGGUUACCAAAUGCUGACGGGGCUCACGGAAGAGCAAGAGACGGCUCGUGUCAAGGCUUGGUCCAUUGCCUUGGAUUCUCAGCUCGCCGGCGGCGACAUGGAUGUCUGCAAGAGCCGGUUGGUUCUGACUCUCUUGGCCUCUGGGACACUCCCUGAUACGCCGAUGCGACUGAUGCUCAAGGCGCUUCACAUUCGCGUGCUUCUGUGGAACGUCAGCAGCGGCUGGCAACUUGGGGCCGUCAACGUCAUCGCUGCAAAGCUGGCUCGCAAGCGCUGGAACGAAGCUCGCCAGCUCAACAGACUGCUCAUCCAGUUGCGCCGAGGCUCAGCGAAGCCGCACGACGAAGAACUGCCAGAGCACCUUCAUGCCCUGGUGGAGCAGGACUGCGAUCUCGUCUUGACUCCUGCUGUCGUCCAGCGAGCGCACAAUUUGGCCUUCAACCUGGACACAGCGGACGGUGUUGACGAGCAGAUCGACGGCAUGGAUUCUGUGGUCGAAGACACGGCAGUGGGAUCACCACUCGACGCUGUGGCAGCUUGGUGGUCAACCGAGACGCUGCAUCGCGUACUGACAUCCACACUUGUUGACCAGGCCGAAAAUCAACUUGACCGCGCUGAGCGUAUCGAAGCCGCUAUCAAGGCUGCGCCAAGCGGUACGAUAGCACAUGUGCGCGGCCGCGUUGCCCGCGCUGUGCUUGUCAAGGAUUCUCGCGCCGAACAUAUCCGUGCCGCCUGUCAGGCGAUGCAGGCCGACAGGAUCGGAAGCCAUCUGAAUAAUUCGACACUAAUGGUCGGCCCUACACCGCACUCUUCGGACCGCGACCUGCGACUCGCCGUCCACUGCGCCAAGACGAUCGCGCGCCUGGAAGACAAGGAGGCGGCGAACAGCGUGGAGGCGCGGAGCCUCAACUUCAUCAACGCCCUCACGCGCCCAGAGUACAUGUCGUCGAUGACACUCUUGGGAUUCACGUCAUUCAUGGAGCUGAUGAAGCGGCUGACCGAGUACGAUGCCGCCGAGGAAGACUUUGAAGGGCCGCUCUCGAAGCUGUCGAGCAAUCUCCGCCUCUGGAUGGGCAAGCCCUACGCCAGCAAAUGCGGAGUCAACUCAGAGCUGCGGGACAGCGUCGUCGAGCGGUGCUUGGCGGCGACCAAGGCUCUGGCAGGAUCGGAACGCGACACAGGAUACGGCAGCCUGAGCGACGCCGAAGGGGCCGAGGCCUAA